AUGGCUAUGCCUCUCACACACAACAUGCUUAUUCGCACAAUCUCAUCAUCACUACUCAUUUUCUCAUCAUUUCUCACUCUCACAACAUCCCAAUCCACCGUGUGCAGAACAUCCUGCGGCGACAUCCCCAUCAAGUACCCAUUCGGCAUCGACGACGGAUGCGGAAGCCCAUACUACAGACACAUAUUCGCAUGUUCCAACUCGGGAAAACUCGAACUCAGAUCCCCUUCGGGGAGAUACCCGGUUCGCAACGUGAGCUACGCUGAUCCACACGUUGUGGUCACUGAUCCCUUCAUGUGGAGCUGCGAGGACGGUGAGAGGUUUCGUCCCACGAGACCCUUCAGUUUGGAGACCAGCACCCACUUCAAGCUCUCUCCGCAGAACGAGUACAUGUUCUUCAAUUGCAGCGAGGACAACGUCAUCAUUCAGCCCAAGCCCAUGUUUUGUGAGCACUUUCCUGAACACUGUGACUCUUCCUGUGACAGUGCUAGCUAUCUCUGCAGGCACUUGCCUGGCUGCUCCUUUGCGCUCCCUCGUAGUACUUGUUGUUCGUACUAUCCCAAGGCCACCGCGUCUCUUAGGUUGAUGCUUAAGUAUUGCACCAGUUAUGCUAGCGUUUAUUGGAAGAACGUUGGUGCUCCUAUGCCUUAUGAUCAGGUUCCGGAAUAUGGGAUCAGAGUUGAUUUUGAUAUCCCGGUAACAACGCGCUGCCUUCAGUGCCAGGAUCCGUUGAAAGGAGGUGGGACUUGUGGAUUUGACACUCAGAAUCAGACCUUCACGUGUCUUUGUAAGGAUGGAAACUCCACUACUCAUUGUAAAGAUUAUGACAUUGCAAGGCACAAUAGGAGGGUCCAUGUUAUCGCAGGGACAGUUACGGGCGUUUCCGUUGCAGGUGCAUUUGGAAUUGGAGCUGCUGUUUGGUACUUGAAGAAAGUGAGAGCUAAAGCACCAGUCACAUGUGGAGUUCAAAGCAACGAAAAUAGGCUAUUCUGA
Sphenostylis stenocarpa is the source of this 993-nucleotide messenger RNA. Lineage: Eukaryota; Viridiplantae; Streptophyta; Magnoliopsida; Fabales; Fabaceae. The record is from the annotation of a GenBank genome assembly.